Hirsutella rhossiliensis is the source of this 1872-nucleotide messenger RNA. RefSeq names its product cytochrome p450 domain-containing protein. Gene Ontology annotation, molecular function: oxidoreductase activity, acting on paired donors, with incorporation or reduction of molecular oxygen; heme binding; iron ion binding. Lineage: Eukaryota; Fungi; Ascomycota; Sordariomycetes; Hypocreales; Ophiocordycipitaceae. The record is from RefSeq and is a predicted model, not a curated record. The transcript is spliced from 4 exons. The coding region runs from base 1 to 1872 and encodes 623 amino acids.
AUGGGGAAACUUCACAACAUUGCUGUGUUCAUUCGCAACUCUACAAUUCACAACGAUGCAUGGGACGACAUUGCGGGGAAAGCCCUCGGUAUCGACAACAUCACGCGCUGGAACUCGUGGUUCAAGCUGCUUGAUGCCGCCAUCAGCCAGGAAGGCCCAUUGUCGGUCUUCGUCAAUCAGUAUCAUCGAGAGCUUGAGGACGACAUCCUGACUCACGAUGACUGGCAAGUAUUGAAGAUGACACACGAGUUUUUGCAGCCGUUUCACCAGGCCACCUUGGAGCAGCAAAUGGCCUGGGCUUCAAUAGAUCAGGUGCUAGAGAACAUGGACAUCCUCUUCGUGCAAUUCGAAGACGCAAAGGUCAAGUAUGCCGAAAACGCCCACAUGGUCGUUGCUUACGGUGUAGCGCAAGGCAUCUAUCGUAUCUGGUUCCAUCCGCUUUCCAAGUUUCCUGGGCCGCUGCAUCUGUCUCUUACAUCGUUACCCGCUGCGUACUCCAACUACAUCCAGGGAACUUGGGUGAGACAUGUUGCCAAGCUGCAUCAAAAGUAUGGCCCCGCGGUGCGAAUCGGACCAAAUCACGUCUCCUUGGACGGCUCCAUUGGAUGGCCAGAGGUUUAUGGCCGUCGACCAGGCGGAAAGGCAGAAUUCCAUAAACUGCCCCCCGUGUUUCAAGAACAACACGAAGCUCUCAUCUCCGCUUCUCGUGACGGUCACCGGCGACAACGCCGACAGCUGGCCCAUGCAUUUAGCGACGCUGCCCUGGCGCAGCAGGAACCUGUCAUUAUCAAGUAUGUGGAUAUGAUGCUCGACCGCCUGUCUCAGCGUGCCGACGAGGGCCAAAGCAUCAACAUUGUCGAAUGGCUAAACUUUACAACUUUCGACAUCAUUGGCGACUUGGUGUUUUCCGACUCUUUCUCCUGCCUGGAGAACAACGGAUAUCACCCCUGGGUACUGACCAUCUUUCGCGGCGUUCAAGGCAUAUCUCUUCGACGCUUUUCUCAGUACUAUCCACUCAUGGGCUGGAUCAUCAGCAAAUCCACCCGGCGGUCGUUGGCAAAAUUAUUACUCGGGGUCCGAUCCGGUGCCAGAGACAAGGCCAAGACUCGCCUAGAACACGGCCCGAAACCACCCGGUGAGCACCAGGAUAUCAUGGCCUACAUGAUGAAGAAGACUCGCGACGGUGGCGACGGCAUGAGCGAGGGCGAGGUCCUGGUGAAUGCGCCUACACUUGUCGUCGCCGGCAGUGAAACAACGGCGACAGCUCUGUCGGGCUUUUGCUUUUACAUGUCGCGGAACCAACAGGCCUACGCGCUGCUCGCCGACGAGAUUCGCGCCGCUUUCGCAUCUGAAGAGGACAUCAACUUGGUCAGCACCGGCUCGCUCGAGUAUCUGCAGGCCUGUAUCAACGAAAUUCUUCGAAUGUAUCCGCCCGCCGCCGAGACCUCUGCCCGAGUCUCCCCUGGCGAGAUGGUGAACGGCAAGUUUGUGCCUGCAGGGACCCGUCUUUCCGUAUAUCAAUGGGCUACUUUCCAGAACCCGGCAAACUUCGUCGAGGCCGAAUCGUAUAUCCCAGAACGAUGGCUGCCAGCCACACAUCCUCAAUACGAGGGGCGCUUUGCGGCAGACAAGCGUGCCGCCUUCAAGCCAUUCAGCUAUGGCCCACGAGAUUGCAUCGGCAAGAACCUGGCCUAUUCCGAGAUGAGAUUGAUCAUUUGCCGCCUUCUCUACCGUUUCGAUUUCGAGUUGGCCCACAAGCAGGAUAGCUGGCAUGACGACCAGAAGAUCUUCGGCAUCUGGCAGAAGAAACCUCUUUACCUAAAACUUCAGCGGCGCGGCCCGAGGAUUCAACAGACUGGCGAGUCACUCUAG